AUGGUCCACAACUUUACAGCAGCAUUUGAUCUACACGAAGAGUACAGAUGUAUCGCUGCACCACGGAAGCAUGGACGAUUUGUUUAUGAGAUCAUAAUUGUGUUCGUUGUAUCAGCGGCGAUGUCUGUGAAUUCAGUGGAAGCAACACCCCCAGUGGACAAGAACAGACCGUUUGAUGAUGCAUCGGCGUCGUGUUAUUUCCAAGGAAAAUACUCGUUGUACAGCAAGAUAUACAACAUAGAAGAAUUCAUUUGUCUGAAUUUCUAUGGGAAAUUGGAACUUGAUGCAGAUAUGACGGAAGUUGAACUUCAAAAUAUUGUCACCAUACGUGGAUGUUUGAUAAUACGUGGAACUCAGAUCAAGUCGGCAAAUCUCGCGCAAAUAUCUGAUCUGGUUUCGGACCCAGCGUAUUGCGAAUACAACGGGCUACUGAUCUAUGACAAUCCGGAACUUGAUGUAAUUGAAUUCAGUGAAGAAUUCCAACCCAAUCCCAGUGAUGUUUCUAUACGAAUGAACCCGCUCCUAAGCAAAGAAAAAAUUGUCAAUGCAAAGUUUGAACUAGAUAUUGGUUCAAGUGAAACAGACUGUUCGGUCGCCGAGGCAAAGUCGAAAGAGCAGUGCAACACAUUGGUCGGAGAUGUCACAAUCGAUGACUUAAAGGACAUUGGACCAGGUCGUAUAGCAAAGGUCGUGGGGAGAGUCUCAGUGGAGGAAACCGCCGAGGAGGAUCUGGAAGUACUGAGAUCGUUAGAGAUUACUGGAUGGGGAUCACCAGCUCUGACCAUUUCGAGAAACGAGAAGCUAGUCGAUGUCAGUGCACUGCCGACCGUAAAAGUUAUAGCAAAUAAACCCGCUGUAAAUAUCGAAACUAAUCCUAAGAUUUGCGACAACGUUGCAAACAGAAAGAAAAUUGAGAAAUGGUUGUUAGAGAAUGAUGUUUCCAUGAAGAUCGACACGUACUGUUUGAGAUCAUGCGAAGCUAGAAGAGUGUCGGAGAAAUUCCUGCUGGAACUUCAUAAACACUGUAACGUUCUUGAAGGAGACCUCGUCAUCGACAAUUUGAAAGAAUUACCGAAUGAUAUUGAGAAACUGGAACAAGUGGAAGAAAUUAACGGACGACUUCUUGUCAUAAAUAGUCCGGCUGUUCAUAAAUUGACUUUUUUCAAGAAUUUAAAAAAAAUCAACAAUCCUGUUUCGAAUCAAUACCCACACAGCUUAAUGAUUUAUGGCAAUAAGGAACUGGAUCAAAUACUAUUCAAUAGGGAAUUCUCCCCCAAACCAGAUGAAGUUUUCAUCAGGUUGAACCCAAAGCUAACUACUGAUGGCGUUGAAGGCGCCAGUUUUGAAGUGAACAUCGGUGCUAGCACAGAUUGUUUCGCUACCCUCGCAUUUAAAUUGACGCAGUGCAAAAGAUUAAUUGGUGACGUGAAUUUCAAAGAAUUACCACUCGAUGUAUGGGAACGUAUAGAAGAGAUAGAAGGAACACUUAGUGUUGCGGACAGUAAUGUUGAGGAUUUGGAUGCUCUACGCGGUCUAAAAAUUGUCGCAUGGAAGGUCCCACCUUUCGUUAUUUCUCAUAAUUACAAGCUUAUUGAUAUUGCUGCACUGUUGACCAUGCAAGUUGAAUCAAAGUCGUCCCCCCUUGUCAUGAACGAUAAUCCUAAAAUUUGUCACAAUAUUGCUGAAAGAAAACAACUGGAAAAAUUUCUGGAAAACGUUAGAGUUUCUGUGCCGUUUAGUCAGCACUGUCUGAGGUCGUGCGAUGGCGGAAAUAUCAGUGAGCGAUAUUUGAGUGCUCUUAACAAGCACUGCAAUGUUAUUCAAGGGAAUGUAAUUCUUCAUGGAAUUGAAAAGCUACCCGAAAACAUUCGAAAAUUGGAACAAGUGGAGAUUAUUAAUGGGCGUCUUCUUGUCACAGACAACCCAGCUAUAGACAAUCUACUGUUUCUGCAAAAUUUGAGAGAAAUAAAUAAUCCUGAGCUUUACAAACCUGGAAUAGUUGUUAAAAAUAAUAAAAAGCAUCCACUUACUGGGCUUCUUUCGUUACAAAAGGUCACCGGUAGCGAAACAAGCACGGCUGUAACUAAGAAAGUGAAACAUUCGUCGACAAAAAGUUACAGCGAAAAGACCACUAGAAAAAAUGACCGCAGUACGUCAAAAACGAAAGAUUGGACGAAGAAAACAACGCAAACGAUGAAGAGACCGAAAACUACGACCAAGAAAAUUCCUAAUCCUGUCGAGGACAAAAAUGGCAAUAAGGUGCGCAAUCAAACUGCUGACAAAGGGAUUUCGGGCAAUGCGCACAGAAAAGGUAAAACUUCGUCAUCGAAGAAGUACGGCAAACUUAUUUGGUUGGUGAUAAUCAUCUUGUUGAUAAUGGCUAUUGGGGCGGUCGUUGCAGCGGUUGUUAUAGUCAGGAUGAGGAGAGGAAAGCAGCAACCCAAAGAACGCCCUGGAACCGUAGUACAAGAUGCACAGAAAAAGGACGGUGGCACAAAGAAUACUGAUGCGCCGGCUAUGAAAAACUCGAAGAGCUCCGAAGCAAGAGCGUUGACGGCGUUCGGAGUCGUGUUGAACGUUGAGGAUGAGGCAUCUGAGACGCGAGUGGAUGGUCAUCUUGGUUUGUGGUAUAGACGCGCAGUUUCGCUGGAUCAGCUUUUUGAAGAAGCCGAUUUGUCUUCUGAUUUUGGAGCUACUGUCCUGUGGCAUCGUGCAGCGUUGCGUGGAGGAACUUCAGGUGGAAGAACGGUGGCGUGUUUCCACGAGUCAGGUUCACCAUUGUGUCAAAGUGAUCCCUCCAAAUUGGAAGGAAUAAGGAUGACGUGCCCUUUCAACGGAUCGAGAGUUACCUUCAUGGAAAUGACUGAAGACGAUGCACAAGCCGGAACGAACAAAGUCGCUCUUGGACAAGGAGUCACGUACGGACAAUAUCUUCAGUUACACAAACUAUUGGACUGCCAGAAGCUACAGUCAGAAGAGCAAGGUCAUCGAGUAGACGACGAGCAUCUUUUCAUCAUAAUUCACCAGUCGUACGAGCUAUGGUUCAAGCAGAUCAUCUUCGACAUCGACAUCGUACGCGAACUACUCAACAACACAAUCGUUGAUGAAACAAAGACGCUUCGCAUUGUGUCUGGCCUGGAUCGAACGGUACGUAUUCUGAAACUGCUCGUCGAUCAGAUAACCAUUCUCGACACGAUGAGCCCUCUUGACUUCGUAGAUUUUAGGAAAUACCUCACACCUGCUUCCGGUUUCCAAUCAUUGCAAUUCCGGCUACUAGAAAAUAAGAUGGGGGUUCGCCCGGAUAGAAGGAUCAGAUACAAUGCCCAACACUACAAAAACGUGUUUCUCGACAAGAAUGAAUCGCAGACACUGGAAGAAAGUGAGCAGAACCCCUCGCUCUUGACGCUCAUUCAAAACUGGUUAGAAAGAACUCCUGGUCUCAAACAAGCUGAGGUGGACGGUGAGGUUGAAGAGGGCUUCUGGCCACGAUAUGAACGAGCAGUCAAACGCUACCUGGGUGAUCUAUAUGAGGAAGCAAUGAGAGAAGGUCUUCCACAAAACGUCCACGAUCAACUACUCGCCGAAUAUCACAAAACCAAGGACUCAUUUGCGACGAUCCUUGAUCCUAAACAACACGCUCAGCAGAUUCUCAACGGAACACGAUUACUGUCACACGACGCGAUGAAAGGAGCGCUCAUGAUCUACUUCUACAGAGACAUGCCUCGGUUUUCACAGCCUUAUCAGAUACUCACGUACCUCAUGGACAUCGACAGUUUGUUUACAAAGUGGAGAUAUAAUCACGUAAUACUCGUCCAACGAAUGCUCGGAAGCAAGCAAGGAACCGGUGGCAGCUCGGGUUACAUGUAUCUAAGAAGCACCGUGAGCGACAAAUACAAAGUGUUCCUGGAUCUGUUCAACCUGUCCACAUGGCUCAUUCCAAGAGAGUACAUCCCAUCGCUGUCGGCCCGGAUGGUGAAAACGUUGUCUGAGCACUCGAAUCUGAACACGUCGAUAAUGUCGUCUGAGAGCGAGUGA
This is a messenger RNA of Necator americanus (New World hookworm), 4035 nucleotides long. RefSeq lists its product as uncharacterized. Bases 1 to 4035 code for a protein of 1344 amino acids. The record is from RefSeq and is a predicted model, not a curated record. Gene Ontology annotation, molecular function: heme binding; L-tryptophan 2,3-dioxygenase activity; metal ion binding. Lineage: Eukaryota; Metazoa; Nematoda; Chromadorea; Rhabditida; Ancylostomatidae. The transcript has 36 exons. Gene Ontology annotation, cellular component: plasma membrane; cell wall.